Hermetia illucens (black soldier fly) is the source of this 1684-nucleotide messenger RNA. It is a transcript of the gene Nipsnap, whose product is annotated as protein NipSnap. The transcript has 8 exons. Gene Ontology annotation, cellular component: mitochondrion. NCBI's taxonomy places the organism in Eukaryota, Metazoa, Arthropoda, Insecta, Diptera, Stratiomyidae. The record is from RefSeq and is a predicted model, not a curated record. Bases 468 to 1292 code for a protein of 274 amino acids.
AAUUUAUCAAAGUCAAUAUCCAGUUGUAAAUAAGGUAUGCAUGGUUGCAUCCAUCUCAGCUAGCUUGUUGUCGUAAUUUUAUCGGCUGAUUCCAUUUGCGUGAAAUGUCUCCACGCAUCAGCUCACGCAAUUGACUUUUGUCAACUUUGUAGGUGAACUUUGCCGACGGUGUUUUUUGUAUCAUUUCGAAUGUCUUGUAUCGAUUAACAUUGAAAUUCAGGGGAGUUCUGCAUUUACUACGAAUCGAAAACAAAUAGCAAGAAUUUGUUAUCAGCUUCCUCUGUGUAGGAGAAAUUUUCUUUUUAUAAAUACCUCAAAAGCUCAACUUAUACAGUAAAAUUCGCACCGGCUGUUAUCAUAUCUAUAUUUUUAUACGGAAAAACAAACUGGAAUUUGGCAGCGUUCGUGUGAUAUCGCACUGAUAAAAGGCCACCUCAGGAUAACCCGGCGGCAAACAUCUCGGCAAAAUGGCAUCGAUAGCGAAAGUGGGGAAGAUUUCCAACUUAUUCCAUAUUACAACACGUGGAAUAUCCGUAUCAGCAGCACUGAAUCGCGAUGCAGAUUCAUGGCUAAGCAAAUUACUCGUUCGAAAAAUCGAACCAACAAAGGAGUCACAUAGUCGCAUGCUCAGUGACAAAGAAAUCAUUUAUGCAUUACACACGCACAACGUACGUCCCGAUUCGAUUGAGAAAUACUUAAUAAACUACAAACAAACUGUUGAUAUAAUAAAUUCCAAAAAAGAUCAUUUCUCAUGCAACUUAAUAGGAUCGUGGACAGUACAAGUCGGCGAUAUGGAUCAAGUUGUUCAUUUAUGGAAAUAUACAGGUGGUUUUGAGAUGAUCGAUCAAGCCAAGCAUGAUUUGUGGAAUGACAAGAUUUAUAUGGGUUUAAUGAAGGAGCGUGGAAACUAUCUCAGGUCUAGACAUUUACAAUACUUACUGGCCUUCAGCUAUUGGCCUCAAAUUCAACCACGUGAAGGUCAUAACAUUUACGAAAUGCGAUCAUAUCGACUAAAACCUGGAACCAUGAUUGAAUGGGGAAAUAACUGGGCUCGAGCAAUCAAUCAUAGGAAGAGUAAUAAUGAAGCGUUCGCCGGGUUCUUUUCGCAAAUAGGAAGAUUGUACAAUGUACAUCAUGUGUGGUGUUAUAAAUCUCUCAAGGAUCGUAAAGAGACACGUGAAGCUGCCUGGCGUUCACCCGGUUGGGAUGAAUGCGUUGCCUACACAGUUCCUUUGAUCAGGGAAAUGCAUUGUCGUAUUUUGGUACCUACUGAUUUUUCGCCAACCCAAUAAUUUUUCAUUUUCUGCACAUAAUUAUUUUUACUCGUAAAUAAGUAAAAAGUUGGAGCAAUUUGAAUAUUUUUUACUUGCGUAGUUGAAAAGCGCACGCAAAUCUAUGUAUGUAUUUUAGAUUUUUUUUUCUUGCAACUUAUUAUUGUUGAGAUUAUGUUUAAUAAGAGAUGAUUUUAUUAAGUCAUAGAGGUAGAAGUAAAAGCUUGCAUUAGCGUUGUGUUCGAAAUUGUCGUUGAAAACGAAAAACUUAUCCAUGAUUACCAUGAAAAUUGGAUGUAGUCAACUUUUGAAAAACAACAUUUAUUGUGUUUAUAGUUGAACUUGAAAUUGCUGUGUACAUUUAAAAUUGUUUAAUUAUAUGAAAAAGAUUGUACAAUAAAAAUAAUUUUCUA